Molecule: messenger RNA, 4282 nt
Organism: Vombatus ursinus (common wombat)
Lineage: Eukaryota; Metazoa; Chordata; Mammalia; Diprotodontia; Vombatidae
Gene: DNA2
Product: DNA replication helicase/nuclease 2
Exons: 21
Coding region: 1-3180 (1059 amino acids)
Biological process (GO): replication fork reversal
Cellular component (GO): cytoplasm
Molecular function (GO): 5'-flap endonuclease activity; single-stranded DNA helicase activity
Source: RefSeq, a predicted model, not a curated record
AUGGAGCUGGGGCCGGGGCUGGACAAGCUGGAGCUGCUGAGGAGGAAGACGCUCGCGGAGGAGGCGCCGGCGCCCGCCGCCCAUUUGCAGAAGAAAAUGGCAACAUCCUUUCCUGAUUCGACCCUGAGACGAGGAGUAGAUAAUCGAUACCUGGUGUUGGGGGUCAGUGUCGUACAGAAUGAAGGAAACCCAGAGAAACACCUAAUUAUAACAGCUUCUCAGUCGUUGGAAGAUCAAGAGCUAUGCAUCCUUAGGAAUGAGUGGAAUGACCUUUCAAUAGAGCCAGGAGACAUCAUUCAUUUGGAAGGAGAGUACAAAGCAGAUGCUUGGAUAAUAGAUAAAGAUUUUGGAUAUUUGACUCUCUACCCAGACAUGCUGAUUUCUGGCACGAGCGUAGCAAAUAGCGUUCGUUGCAUGAGAAGAGCGGUUCUGAGUGAAAAUUUUAGGAGCAGCGAUCCCAAUUCCCACCAAAUGCUGAUUGGCACAGUCCUGCACGAAAUAUUCCAGAAAGCGAUAACUGACAGCUUUGCCCAAGAAAAACUCCAGGAACUUGCUCUGCAGACUGUUCAAGAAAUAAAACAUCUGAAGGAAAUGUAUCACUUGAACCUAAAACAAGGUGAAUUUAAACAAGAAAUAGAAGACUAUCUUCCAUCGUUUUCCAAAUGGGCUGAAGAUUUUAUGCACAAGCCCACUUCGGUGGACCUCCCCAAGACGCCCUGCACUUCAUUAUGUGACAGAAACAAGGAUGAAUCAUCUUGUAGGAUUCAGGUAACCAAAGCUCUGGAUAUUGAAGAGAACAUUUGGUCUCCAAGGUUUGGCCUGAAGGGCAAGAUUGACGUCACAGUCAGCGUAAAAAUACAUCGCGGGUCUAAAGCUACGUGUAGAAUAAUGCCGUUGGAGCUUAAAACCGGCAAGGAAUCUAACUCUGUUGAGCAUAGAAGCCAGGUUGUUCUCUAUACACUACUAAGCCAGGAAAGAAGGGCUGAUCCUGAAGCCGGAUUGCUUCUCUACCUCCGGACUGGUACCAUGUACCCCGUGCCAGCCAGACGUCUUGACAGGAGAGAGUUAUUAAAGCUAAGAAACCAGGUGGCAUUCUACUUGUCCCAUGGUGUCACAAAAUCUACUGCAGGAAAGGAGCAAACCCAGCUUGCACACUUGCCACCAAUCAUUAAUGAUAGUUACACCUGUAAAUAUUGCUCACAGAUGGACAACUGUGCUCUUUAUAGCAGAGCGGUCGAACAACAGAUGGACAAGAGCUUCAUUCCCCACACCAUGCUGUCUAAAAUAGAGAAGGCAACGCAGCACCUGAAGCAUUCCCAUCUCCAGUAUUUCAGCCUUUGGUAUCUAAUGAUGACCCUGGAGUCCCAGUCAAAAGAUAGCAAGAGGAGCCACAGAAACAUCUGGUUAAUGUCAGCCUCAGAAAGGGAGAAGCAUGGCGACUGCAUUGGAAAUCUGAUUAGGACUGAAGAUGUCCAGACUAUUUGUAGUGGACAAUAUUUACAUACCUUCCAGCAUAAACAUGGUACAAUACCUAAUACAAACCUCAUGGUGGGAGACAGAGUCGUUCUAAGUGGAGAAGAAAGAAGGUUGCUUGCUUUAAGUAGUGGAUAUGUGAAAGAGAUCAGCAUGACCACUGUCACCUGUUUACUAGACAGGAAUUUGUCAAAAUUACCUGAGUCAACUUUGUUUAGAUUAGACUAUGAAGAAAGAAUUGGUGGUAUUGAAACUCCGCUAGGAAACCUUUCUAAACUGAUGGAAAACACCCCUACCAGUGAAAAGCUUCGAGAUUUAAUCAUUGACUUCCGUGAACCACAGUUUAUAGAGUACCUGAGUUCUGUGCUUCCACAUGAAGCAAAGGAUAGAGUUGCCCACAUUUUAAAAGGUUUGAAUAAACCCCAGAGGCAAGCAAUGAAAAAAGUACUUCUUUCAAAAGACUACACGCUUAUUGUUGGUAUGCCUGGAACUGGGAAAACCACAACAAUAUGUGCCCUCGUGAGGAUCCUCUAUGUUUGUGGCUUCAGCGUUUUGUUGACCAGUUACACUCACUCUGCUGUUGAUAACAUUCUUUUGAAGUUAAUGAAAUUUAAAGUAGGAUUUUUGCGUUUGGGCCAAACUCAGAAGGUUCAUCCCAGCAUUCAGAAAUUUACAGAGGAGGAAAUCUGCCGAGAAAAAGCUAUUAAAUCCUUAACUGGUCUGGAGGAGCUCUAUAACAGUCAACCUAUAGUUGCAACAACAUGUAUGGGAAUAAACCACCCAAUAUUUUCCCGGAGACGAUUUGAUUUUUGUAUUGUGGAUGAAGCUUCCCAGAUUAGCCAGCCAGCAUGCCUGGGCCCACUCUUUUUUUCAUCUAGGUUUGUACUGGUAGGAGACCACCUGCAGCUUCCUCCCCUUGUGCUGAAUAGUGAAGCAAGAGGUCUUGGCAUGAGUGAAAGUUUAUUCAAGAGGCUGGAGCAGAAACGGAAUGCUGUUGUUCAGUUGACUGUGCAGUAUAGAAUGAACAGCACAGUUAUGUCCUUAAGUAAUAAGCUCGUGUAUGAAGGAAAACUGGAGUGUGGAUCAGAAAAAGUAGCCAAUGCCACCGUCAGCCUCCCCCACCUGAAAGAUGUGAUACUGGACCUCCAAGCUCACAGAGAUUAUUCUGAAACUUUUUGGCUGAGGGGGGCAUUCGAACCAAAGAAUCCUGUCUGUUUUCUUAACACAGAAAAGGUUCCAGCACCAGAGCAGGCUGAAAAGGGCGGUGUGAGUAACAUAACAGAAGCCAAGUUAAUUGUUUUCCUGGCCUCAAUUUUUAUAAAGGCAGGUUGUAAUCCCUUGGACAUUGGUGUCAUUGCUCCAUACAGACAGCAGCUAAAAACCAUCACCGCUUUGCUGACUCGUUCCUCCGUCAGUACAGUAGAAGUUAAUACUGUGGACAAAUAUCAAGGAAGGGAUAAAAGCAUCAUUCUAGUAUCUUUUGUUAGAAGUAAUAAAGAUGGAACUCUUGGUGAGCUUUUAAAGGAUUGGAGGCGCCUUAAUGUUGCCAUCACAAGAGCCAAACACAAGCUGGUGUUGCUGGGCUGUGUGCCGUCCCUGAGCCGCUAUCCUCCUGUGGAGAAGCUGCUUCAUUAUCUCAAGUCAGAAAACAAGAUUUUCGAUCUUCCUUUGGGAGCACAUGAAAGUAUUUGUCAACAUAAUGUGUGAUGACUUCGAAGGUGAAAACACCAUUUCAGCUGCUUUUUCAAGACUUGAGAACCUCUUUUACACUCUGCAUUCUAAUAUUUAAAUAGCCAAGUGCCUAUGGUUAAUAAUUUUAUGUGGAUUUUCUAAAUUGGAUGAAAUGUUAGCCUUUCUAACAUCUUCCUAAGAAUCCAAACUAAUUAAUACACUAAAUGAGAUUUGGCUCAAAUGGUAUUAAAUGCCUAUCCAGGAUCUUCUUCUUUCUAACUUUGUUCUAAAUUUAUAAAAGAUUUAACUUGGUACAGAAUUCUUGUUGUGAGCCCUAGAACUAUGAAGUAUUAAGACUUUGUAGUUUAAGUAAACUUUUUAAAAAUAUGGUAUUAGAAAAGGAGACUUGAUUUCCCCCCCCUUUGCUUUGAAAAUAGAUGCAUUUCUGGAAAGUUAAGAAUUUUAGGACCUACAUUAGCCUUGUGGAUUUAAUGCCUGGUUAUUUACGAGAAAAAAAAUUGGAUUUUUUAAAAGACUAUCUAGGGAAUUAGGUUUAUUCAUGUCAUAAUUGAUAUUCGUGUGGCAGUAAGACCAAGUUUUUGGUUCUUUUUAUAAGUCUGUAAUCCAAAUCCCUUCCAUAAAGGAUGGCAGUCUUUCCAGGGUGCUAAUUUUAUUUUACUUAUCUUUUUUUGGGGGGGGGGUUGGUCUCACAGUUCCAAUCCUGGACAUUUUGCUCUUGUUUCAAGUUUGAACAUGUUAGAUACAUUACUGAAUUUAAAGUUGUUUCCAAUGAAUUUUAAUAGGGAACAGAAUAUUAGAUUUACCCUUAUUUUCAGAGUUAAACUUACUGUUUAGACCAAGUAGAAAAAGUGUCUACAUGUUUUAUUCUGUUCAUGUUUACAUAUUUCUAGCCUCAUUUAGGUAAAUUAGGUACCGUGUCUUUUAUGUAAAAAUGUGGUGAAAAUCAGUUGUUUCGUGUUUGUUAUUUAUUUGAUCCAUAUGGCUUAACUUAAAUUUGAACGUCUUUCAAUGCACGUUUACUGGUAAGGCAUUUUUAACAGGUUCAUUUGUGUGUAAAAAUGGUGCCUCUACCUCCUGUUUUUGUCAGAAUGUGCCAAAUAAAUUCUAGUUUUCCACC